Molecule: messenger RNA, 1489 nt
Organism: Arachis ipaensis
Lineage: Eukaryota; Viridiplantae; Streptophyta; Magnoliopsida; Fabales; Fabaceae
Source: RefSeq, a predicted model, not a curated record
AACUGAUCUUUCAUGGCAUCUGAUUGUUGAUAUUUUCAUUUCUCCCUGAAAAUGGUGGUGAUAUUUUGAUUUGUCGCUGAAAAUGGUGUUGUUAACCACUUGCAUAUAUAUGAAAUAACUUUUUCCCCUUAUUAUAUUUUUGACUGCUUUUAUUUUCUUAUGUGAGUUGUAUUCCAGUAUUAAGGUUCAUUUUGAAUGUGAAACAUCCAAACCCAGCUUUUGCAUUUUUUUUUUCGGAUGUAAACCGUUGAACCGGCUAAAAACGGGCCGAUCGAACCAGAACCGACCGAUUUGGAUUAAACGGCGCAGUUUCGCGCUUAAGGGGAGAAACAAAACGCGCUUCUCCAUCUCCUUCCUUAUUCCAUCGAGCAGAACACGCCCAGCCUCAACCAGGGAAAAACCCUAGCCGCCAACACCGCCGCAGGGAGGAGCCGUGUUUGCCGCCGUCCGUCGCAGUCAGGGGCUUGUCUCCUCGAGUUUUCGUGCGUCACAGUCAGGGGAGUUCUCCAAGUCUUCGAUCUGUUCGCAGUCACCAGUCGCAGGCGCACUGCUUCUUCCUUGAGCUCGGCGGCCGUCGCGAUGUCGCCAUCUGAAAUGUUUGUUUUACAGUUUUAAAUGGCAAAGUGAUGCGAAAAGUGGGUGUGGAGGUUGUGGGGUUGGGAGCCCUAAGCUCACUGGAUUCCUUAGAGAACAAAUGCAACAGAAUAACAUGAGUUUUGAAUCCAUGUACACUGUUCGAACACUGAAAGAGAAGCAUGAUAUUGUCUGAUAUUUUACGGAGCCUUUUCUUCUUGGGCUUCAUAGAAACUUGGGCUUAAGCCCCAGAACAGAACAAGCCCAAUUUUGGUCCAUUAUUAAACUCCAGUUUUUGAGUUUCGAGCCAUUGGACUCUUGAGAAUUCGUUGUUCAGUUUUAGUAGUUUUUGAAGGGCUACGGAUAACUGAAGAAUGACUGUUUUGAAGCGGUAUGUGCUGAGAAUCUUCAUAUCAUUGAAACACAUUACGGCAAACGUGGUGGAUAGAAACCAUGGUCAUAUUGUAGCAACAUCCUCCACGGCGGAGCACUCCAUUAAACAGUCGCUUGAGUGCGGUCGGUCCUGCAAUGCGAAAGCAGCUGCUGUUGUUGGGGAGGUAUUGGCCAUGCGGCUCAAAGUUGAGGGACUUAAGGAUGGACAAGGAAGAGGAAUUCAUGUCAAUGUAACUAAGGAAAUAGAGAAGAAGGGAUUUAAGAGCCAAACCAAGGUUUGGGCUAUUGUUAAUGCCCUUAAAAACAAUGGUGUUAAACUCAUAGAUGAAGAUGAUGGUAACGAUUCUUCUCCUAGUCAUUCAUAGUGUCUUUUGUAUAUCUAUAAAUAUAUUAGAAUGUUUUUGUAUUCCAAUGAUAAUAUAGGAAUGCAGUGAUUCUUGUACUAAGAAUAUCUUUGCAAUAUACAAAUACACCUAUCUUCUGUUGUUAUAUUGAUAGUAAAUGUAAAUCAGAAUAACGUGUA